AUGGCUGGUGAUCCUUUGAAGCGCAAUCAGAACCUGUAUUGCGCGUACCAUCAGGAGCCAGGUCACACCACUGAUGAUUGCAGGAACCUGAAGAACCAUUUAGAUCGGCUCGUCCGAGAAGGGAAGCUGAGACAUCUACUGCAUCGCCCUGAAGGAUGGCAGGAACCAUCGAACAGUGAAACCAAACAAGGUACGUUGAGGCCACCCAUUGGCACAAUUAAUGUCAUUCUCGCCGCACCUGGAAGGACAGGCUCUGCCCCCUUCAGGAUAAUGUCAGUGAGCAGUUUUCCAACUGAGCCAGACGAUAGGGAAUCCAAGAGAGCCAGAGUGAGUGCCACACCAUUAAUUGGGUUCACGGAGGAAGACAAGCAAGGAACUAUUCAACCCCACGACGAUGCCCUAGUCGUCACGCUCAGAAUAGGAGGUUAUGACAUGAAAAGGGUGUUAGUUGAUCAAGGCAGCGCCGUGGAGGUAAUGUACCAUGAUUUGUAUAAGGGGCUGAACUUGAAGCAGGAAGACCUGUCGCCAUACGAUUCCCCCCUGAUCAGCUUUGAAGGAAAAAUCGUCAUCCCGAAAGGCAUGAUUAGGUUGCCUGUGCAAACAGACUCAAACGUGGUAAAAGUGAAUUUCAUUGUCGUAGAUGCAUACUCCCCCUACACAGCUAUCGUGGCCCAGCCAUAG
Messenger RNA from Quercus lobata, 681 nucleotides. RefSeq lists its product as uncharacterized. NCBI's taxonomy places the organism in Eukaryota, Viridiplantae, Streptophyta, Magnoliopsida, Fagales, Fagaceae. The record is from RefSeq and is a predicted model, not a curated record. Bases 1 to 681 code for a protein of 226 amino acids. The transcript has a single exon.